AAUAGGAAAUGAAGGCAAUGCUCUAUACUGCUGUAGAAGAAGCACCUUCAGCUGAAAGUGUUGAACCAGAAGUGAUAUCCCGACACUUUGCUUCCUUUGAUGAAGUGUUUUUUACAUUUUGUGAUCGUGAAUUAAAAAAGAUUAAUACUUUUUAUUCUGAAAAGCUAGCAGAAGCAACACGUAAAUAUGCAGCUCUUCUAAGUGAAUUGAAAAUAGCAUUAGAAUUACAACAAGGUGGAGGAAAAAAUAAGGGGAAAGUAAAUGUUAAACCUCCUUUGCCAACAAGGAAGCUUAGAGAACUAAAACUUGCAUUCUCAGAAUUUUAUUUAUCUCUCAUACUUCUUCAAAAUUAUCAAAAUCUUAACUACACUGGUUUUCGGAAAAUUCUUAAAAAACACGACAAGUUAUUAUCUGUAGAUAGUGGUUCAAAAUGGAGAAUGGAAUGUGUCGAAACUGCACACUUUUAUACAUCAAAAGAUAUAGACAAGCUCAUACAAGAUACAGAAGCUACAGUAACAAGCGAUUUAGAAGGUGGAGACAGACAACGUGCCAUGAAACGUUUACGUGUGCCACCCUUGGGAGAACAUCAAAGUCCAUGGACUACUUUUAAGGUUGGAUUAUUCUCUGGUAGCUUCAUUGUGCUAUUUGUGGCAGUUGUGCUUUCAGCGAUAUUUCAUGAUGGUGGAGAAAACUUAAAGAUUGCAUUUAGAUUAUACCGCGGUCCUUUACUUAUUGUACAAUUUUUAUUUCUUAUUGGUGUGAAUGUUUAUGGUUGGCGAUCAUCUGGCGUGAAUCACGUAUUAAUAUUUGAAUUGGAUCCGCGAAAUCAUUUAUCUGAACAGCAUCUCAUGGAACUGGCUGCUGUUCUUGGAGUUAUAUGGACUCUUAGUUUAUUAAGUUUUCUAUAUAGUGGUAGCUUGAGCAUUCCAGCAUAUGUAAAUCCAUUGGUUUUAGUCUGUAUCAUGCUGGCAUUUCUCCUAAAUCCAUUAAAAAUGUUUCGGCACGAGGCACGAUUUUGGCUAUUAAAAAUCAUUGGAAGAGUUUUAAUAUCACCAUUUGCGUAUGUGAAUUUUGCUGAUUUCUGGUUGGCAGACCAAUUGAAUAGUAUGGCUAUAGCAUUACUAGACUUCCAUUUUUUAACAUGUUUUUACAUAACUAAUGGAAAUUGGUUAGAAGUUGGAGAUACCACACAAUGUAUGUCUGGGUCUUUAAUUGUUAGACCCAUUGUUAAUUGUCUACCUGCAUGGUUCCGUUUUGCGCAAUGUAUUAGACGCUAUCGGGAUUCUAAAGAAGCAUUCCCGCAUCUAGCUAAUGCCGGAAAAUAUUCAACAACAUUUCUCGUUGUAAUUUCUAAUACUAUGUGUGCAUAUCGUGCUGUGGAAUAUCAAACUCGCUGGGAAAAUCCAUGGCUGUGGCUUUGGGUGAUAAGUUGUUUUGUUAAUUCAAUAUAUUCCUUAACCUGGGAUUUAAAAAUGGAUUGGGGUCUUUUAGAUAGCAAUGCUGGUGAAAAUAAAUUUUUGCGUGAAGAAGUUGUAUAUUCGGCAGCAGGAUUCUAUUAUUUUGCCAUAAUUGAGGAUUUUAUAUUAAGAUUUGCAUGGAUAGCUAGUUUCGUUCUCGUUGAAUGUGGAUUCGUAUCCAGUGAUUUAAUGACGUCCAUAGUAGCACCUCUCGAAGUUUUUAGGCGUUUCGUUUGGAAUUUCUUUCGGUUAGAAAAUGAACAUUUAAAUAAUUGUGGUAAAUUUCGUGCAGUUCGUGAUAUAUCAAUAGCACCGAUAGAAAGUUCUGAUCAGACACAGAUUUUACGUAUGAUGGAUGAGGAUAAUGGUGUACUUAAUAGAGGCAAACGUAAAGUAGGGGGUAAACGGCAAACUAAUACUAAAGAAGAUAAACGAGCGUUGCUCAAAGAAGAAACAAUUGACAUAGAUAUAUCUAAUGCUAGUUGA
Messenger RNA from Habropoda laboriosa, 1943 nucleotides. RefSeq names its product xenotropic and polytropic retrovirus receptor 1 homolog. Gene Ontology annotation, molecular function: inositol hexakisphosphate binding. The record is from RefSeq and is a predicted model, not a curated record. The coding region runs from base 9 to 1943 and encodes 644 amino acids. The transcript is spliced from 8 exons. Gene Ontology annotation, biological process: cellular response to phosphate starvation; phosphate ion transport. Gene Ontology annotation, cellular component: Golgi apparatus; plasma membrane; cytoplasm. Lineage: Eukaryota; Metazoa; Arthropoda; Insecta; Hymenoptera; Apidae.